Molecule: messenger RNA, 871 nt
Organism: Lactuca sativa (garden lettuce)
Lineage: Eukaryota; Viridiplantae; Streptophyta; Magnoliopsida; Asterales; Asteraceae
Product: ER membrane protein complex subunit 7 homolog
Cellular component (GO): EMC complex
Molecular function (GO): carbohydrate binding
Source: RefSeq, a predicted model, not a curated record
AAGCCAAACUCCACUUUCUAAACCGUGGAAUCUCCGCUCUCUCUCCGUCAUGGCUGUUCAACGGAGAUCCGAACUGAAUUCAUUCUCACUGCUAUUACUUCUCGCACAAGUCUGCUUUCUAUCUCUCUCCUGUUCUUCUUCACUUGCAAUCGCAACUGGGAAUGGAGGUGGUUAUACCAUUAAUGGCAGAGUGAAAAUCCCUGGUCUCAUGGCAAAAGGCUUUGGUCUACCAGUAAAGGCUAACAAUGCCAAAGUCAUAUUGAAUGGUGGUCAACAUGUUACCUUUCUAAAGCCCGAUGGUUACUUCUCAUUCCAUAACGUGCCAGCUGGAACCCACCUCAUUGAAGUUGAUGCCAUCGGUUAUCUAUUUUCACCAGUGCGUGUAGAUGUGAGUGCUAGAAACCCUGGGAAGGUUCAAGCAGCACUCACAGAGACCAGAAGAGGUCUGAAUGAGCUGGUUUUUGAGCCACUGAGAGAGGAACAUUAUUAUGAGGUAAGGGAGCCUUUUAAUGUAAUGUCUAUUGUGAAAAGUCCAAUGGGUUUGAUGAUUGGGUUUAUGGUUGUGGUGGUGUUCUUGAUGCCUAAACUAGUUGAGAACAUGGAUCCGGAAGAAAUUAGAAAAGCUCAAGAAGAGAUGAGAAACCAAGGAGUUCCUUCUAUUGCGAAUUUGAUGCCUGGAAGUGGAAGGAGCAAUUAGAUCAUUUAUUCAAAUAGAUAUUUUAUUUGUGGGACCCACAAAACAAUACGGAAGUACACUGUUAUCGUUUAUGUAGGAUUGUUUUAUUAGGGAUAAGGUGGUUUUUGUAUGUUUAAUCAUAAAUCUUGGAUGAUUGUUUAUAUGUUUAAUCUUAAGAACUAUAUGUCAUUUUCA